AUGGCCACCAAAAACGAGCCACUAAAGAACAACCAGAAAGGUCCGCUCAGUUUCGACGAUCUUUCUGCAUCUGAUUUGAUUCGUGGGACGACUCCAGUGGACAUUAAGGCUCGCUGCCUAACUGUCUGCCGCUCCUACCUUGCCGCAAGCUGGCUCAGCGCCACUGAAGAGGACAUCGAAGUGACGAGAAUCACCGGCGGACUGACAAACCAAAUUUAUCGGGUGAAACUGCUGAAAACAGAUGAAAGUGUAAAGCGAGAACUGUGCACCGAUGUGGCCAUCAAGUUUUACCUGCCCAAGCUGGUGGCCAACUUUGAUGCAGAGGAUGGCGAGCGCCUAAAUGACACCAUCAUCCUAACUAUUCUCUCUGAACUUGGCAUUCAUCCUAGAGUGUUUGGAAUCUUCAAAGACGGUUUUGUGCAGGAGUACGUAGAGCAUCAUCAAUUUGGUCCUGAGCACCAGAAACAACCGGAGCUUCUGCGAAUUGUAGCCCACCUGAUGGCCAAAGUUCAUUCGCUUCAAGUUCCAAUUCGAAAGAAUCUCGAUGCGCUGACCUCAGCAAUGGGCCGCCACAUCGAUGAAGCCUAUGAAGAUGGUCGCAUGGAACUGAUAAAAGAACUGAAUUUAAAA
Messenger RNA from Rhagoletis zephyria (snowberry fruit fly), 630 nucleotides. Lineage: Eukaryota; Metazoa; Arthropoda; Insecta; Diptera; Tephritidae. The record is from RefSeq and is a predicted model, not a curated record.